Molecule: messenger RNA, 1318 nt
Organism: Plectropomus leopardus (leopard coralgrouper)
Lineage: Eukaryota; Metazoa; Chordata; Actinopteri; Perciformes; Serranidae
Biological process (GO): regulation of postsynaptic membrane neurotransmitter receptor levels; regulation of glutamate receptor signaling pathway
Source: RefSeq, a predicted model, not a curated record
AUGUGCCACAUCUUUACCUGAGAUCCUGCAAGGAACAUCAGAAGUGCAAGCAGUUCACCUGGAAGCCACACCUGAGACUUAGAAAACCUUCUUAUCAAGGACCUGCGCAUCUUUUUGCUUCAAAACACUAUUUCACCCAUAUCUGGAAGUGAAGACAAGCUCCACAGGAAUGGAUAACAGAUUGGUCCUCACUGUCCUAUUUGUGGCCUGGCUAUCUGCGGGUACCUACGGUCAAACUACCACACCAGCUCCAACAACCACAGCUGCUCCAACAACCACAACCACAGCUGCUCCAACAACCACCACCACACCAGCUCCAACAACCACACCAGCUCCAACAACCACAACCACACCAGCUCCAACAACCACACCAGCUCCAACAACCACAACCACACCAGCUCCAACAACCACACCAGCUCCAACAACCACAACCACACCAGCUCCAACAACCACAACCACACCAGCUCCAACAACCACAGCUGCUCCAACAACCGCUCCAACAACAGCAGCUCCAACAACAGCAGCACCGACUACAGCAGCACCAACAACAGCAGCUCCAACAACAGCAGCACCAACAACAGCAGCACCAACUACAGCAGCAGCAGCGACUACAGCAGCCCCGCUGAUGCCUAACACCACAGUGACAGCCCUUAUGACAAACAUUAAUAGGACAGGAUGUGGGUCUGCAAAGCUCUGUGCGGCCGAUCCUGCUGACUGCACCCCUGGAAAUGCCGGAUGUUUCCUUGCUUCUGCCGAUCAGAUCAGCGGUCAAAACUUUAAUUUUGAGCUAGCAGGAGAGACAGAAGGCUACCUCGCUGCCGCCCUGUCAACCGACAGCUCACUGGGAGGUAACGACACCACCUACGUCUGUGCAAACAACAACGGUACUGUUAAAUUCAUUGGGGCUGUCCUCAACAACGGUAUGCUGACAAUGACAGAGCAACGUGUGAACUCUGUGAAGGGCAGUAUCAGAGGAAAUUUAAUCCAGUGUACAUUUGCUGCCACUGUACCAAACUCAAGCACUAGAACAACACGUUUCUCCGUCGGAAUCUUGAAUGGAACUUUCAACAGCACUUCUGGUGCUCUGGGAAAUGCCAGCACCCGAUUCCAGAGUGGUAUUUUAGACCUGUCUAACCCAGGCGCCAACGUCACCAACAUCAACCAACACGCUGCUGCAUUCAAGCAAUCUCUGACACAAGCUCUGCUGAUCACCUUGAUGGCCAGCAUGGCUGGAGGAGAGCACUUCCUGUGGGAGGACCAGCCUUGUGACGAGCACCUCAACUUCAUCUGCCAAUCAGGUUGGAGUUAUACCUCAUAA